AUGGCCAUCUUCUUCAAUGAGUUCAAACAUCUUGUAAUCCAACUGGAAGAAAUCAAAUCAGCCACCGAUAACUUUGGUGACAACAACUUAAUCGGAAGAGGUGGAUUCGGGAAGGUGUACAAAGGAACAAUCUCUCACUCUAAAGGGACAAGCAUGGCUGCUUUUAAGCGUCUUGACAGCAAAUAUGGGCAAGGAAACUCCGAGUUCUGGAAAGAGAUCACGAUGCUUUCCCGUUACACACAUGAAAAUCUCGUAUCUCUCCUAGGAUAUUGUGACGAGGGUGGUGAGAAGAUCCUUGUGUACGAGUAUGCAUCUCGUGGAAGCCUCGAUCGCCAUUUAAGUGACACUGCUCUCACAUGGAUGCAACGUCUUAGGAUAUGCCUUGGUGCUGCAAGGGGACUAAGCUAUCUUCAUGAUCCCAAGGGGACACAACAAAGAGUUCUGCAUCGCGAUAUCAAAAGCUCCAACAUCCUAUUGGAUGAGAAUUGGAAUGCUAAAGUUUCUGAUGUCGGGCUAUCAAGAAUAAGCCCUGCUAAUCAACCUCACACAAUUGUUAUCUCUAAUAUGGUUGGUACCCUUGGGUACCUAGAUCCGUUGUAUCUGGAGAUGGGUUUGCUAACAAAAGAGUCCGACGUAUACUCUUUUGGCGUGGUGUUAUUUGAAGUAUUAUGUGGGAGAUUAUGCUUUGAAUUCAUUGAUUCUCGAUAUCAGACUCUAGUACAUACGUGGAAAGAUAGCUACAAAGAGAAGAAACUAGAUGAGAUUAUCUUUCAAGAUAUGUUGCAGCAAAUGGAUCAAAGUUCUUUGGAAACGUUUUCAGACAUUGCAUAUCUAUGUUUGCACGAAUCCCUUGAAGGACGGCCAAUGACGGCUCAUGUUGUGAAUGAACUUGAGAUUGCACUUGAACGACAGGUGACUUAUGAACAACAGAGAGACCAUGAAGAUAUGAAUAGGGACCAGACCUGCUUCUCUGGAAGAAGUGAAGUACCUCCCCUCAUCUACAUACCCAAAGAGGAACCAGAAAUGCUUCUCUCCAAAGGGAAACAGGUAAUUAGACAAUUUCUAUAA
Molecule: messenger RNA, 1068 nt
Organism: Cynara cardunculus var. scolymus (artichoke)
Lineage: Eukaryota; Viridiplantae; Streptophyta; Magnoliopsida; Asterales; Asteraceae
Product: putative receptor-like protein kinase At5g39000
Exons: 1
Coding region: 1-1068 (355 amino acids)
Biological process (GO): protein autophosphorylation
Cellular component (GO): plasma membrane; plasmodesma
Molecular function (GO): ATP binding; transmembrane receptor protein tyrosine kinase activity
Source: RefSeq, a predicted model, not a curated record